Messenger RNA from Symbiodinium necroappetens, 519 nucleotides. The record is from the annotation of a GenBank genome assembly. NCBI's taxonomy places the organism in Eukaryota, Dinophyceae, Suessiales, Symbiodiniaceae.
GUGCAAUCGCUGCAGCUUGAAGCGAAAGACCUUGCAGAUCAGCUUGCGAAGAUCUCCACGCCAAUCGCUGCAGAAGGAGAGGAGGAGCCAGAAAAGCAGGCACAGCAGGCGAAGACGGACGAGCAAGGCACUCCCACCAAGCUUUCGGAUCGGCUGAGCUGGGAGAAGAUCGAGGCCAUGUCAAACGAAGAGCGGUUUGCAUUAUCACAGGAGGUUGGUCCAGCAUUUGGACUUUCCGUGGCCAUUGUGGCCGUAUGUUACUGGUCCAUCACGCUUCCUGUACUCCUCAACGCCUAUCAUGACAGCACGGGCGAAUGGCCUCGUGUCGAGGAGAUUUUCUCGCUUUCGGAUGGUGGGAAAGCUGCCGGCGCCGUCGCAGGCAUUCUGGGCCUGGCCGCCUUGCUGAAGCCUCUGCGAAUUGCCUGCGCCAUCGCCCUUACGCCCUGGACGGCUGACAACGUGCUGCCUCUCGUGCCCUGGCUCUCACAGAAGAAGGAGGACGGAGCUGGAAAGGCUUAA